ACCGGCUCAAAACUUUCAUCCAUUUUUCAUGUUUUUUCUUUCGCUGGACUUGCGUAGUCACGAUGAGUUUGAUCGUGUUGUUGUUGCAGCUGAUUGAAUGUUUUUGUCUGUGCAGCGCAUCCCAGACCAAUACCAACUUUGAGGCUUGUGCGAGACUGGUGCAACAAGGCGAAGGAUUCAAAGGACGUGGAGCUAUGGGAAUCAAAGUCUACGGCAUUGCUACUUACAACUGUCAGAGAGUGACCUUGGCUCUCCUAGAGUUCGGGGUUGAAGAUUUUGAGUUGGUGAAAGUAUACUUAAAAGCUGGAGAGCACGACGCUCCAUCAUGGACCUCCAUGACGCCUUUUAAACAAGUUCCAGUGUUCGAGUGUGGUGACUUUCAUCUGUAUGAAUCCCGAGCUAUAGUGCGUUACAUAGCCCGGAAAUACAAAGGCCAGGGACCAAGUCUCUUUGGGAGUACGCUGGAGGAGCAAGCAAUUGUCGAUCAGUGGUCAGAAGCCGAAGCGUAUCAAUUUAGCUUCUCUUUCUUACCUUGGAGCUUGGAGUACUAUGUUGGUCGGAGAGAAGAACGCCCCCUAAACGAAGGAGUCUUGAAACCCUUCUAUGACAAGCUCGCCACGUUUUUCGACAUUUGCGAAUCUCAGUUGUCCAAGACUAAGUACCUAGCUGGCGAUUUUUACAGCGUAGUGGAUUUGAACAUUGCCCCAAGUCUUUUGAGAGUGAUGACACUCAAGCCUGAACUUAUUACUACCCGGAAACAUGUGAAGCGUUGGUACGAUAGCCUUGCCUCACGACCGGCGUUCCGGAAGAUGCUGCAGGCAGACGAGCACUGGGCUUUUGCUCUUAAUCCAUCCCCAGCUGAGAUACUUCAGGCGUUGCCAGCAUAAUUUGUAUGCAACGCACUUCUCUCACUGCUGGACAAAACUUAUUCCUAGAUGCCGUCAGUAUUAAUUUCUGUGGAACUGAACGAACAGCAGAGACCGUUGGUGGAAUUCAGCAUUCUUCGCAAUACGUGUCUCAUUGAUGGAUUGAUGAAUUGUCCUAUAGCUUGCGUACAUUUCAUGAAUAUUCCAGAAAAAAUGUAAUUUUUUCUUCCAACAUCAACAGCCUCGUUGGUGGACGUGGUAGAGCAUUGCGCAAACAAUAUAAUUUGGCUAACAUAUUUUGAAACUU
Molecule: messenger RNA, 1173 nt
Organism: Physcomitrium patens
Lineage: Eukaryota; Viridiplantae; Streptophyta; Bryopsida; Funariales; Funariaceae
Product: glutathione S-transferase F10
Biological process (GO): glutathione metabolic process
Cellular component (GO): cytoplasm
Molecular function (GO): glutathione binding; glutathione transferase activity
Source: RefSeq, a predicted model, not a curated record